Corythoichthys intestinalis (scribbled pipefish) is the source of this 2748-nucleotide messenger RNA. Its product is annotated as oocyte zinc finger protein XlCOF6-like. The coding region runs from base 1206 to 2120 and encodes 304 amino acids. The record is from RefSeq and is a predicted model, not a curated record. NCBI's taxonomy places the organism in Eukaryota, Metazoa, Chordata, Actinopteri, Syngnathiformes, Syngnathidae. The transcript has 2 exons.
UAUGUAUGACUCAUUUCAAACAUUUUUUAUUGUCAAAAUCGCUGAAUUUGCCCAUUUCCUGUUCAAAUAACGAAAUGAAACGAGAGGUGCGGCAGCAACGAGUAAAGCCUCACCUCUGAUUGCGCAAUCCAUAACAAACUGGGUUGAUACAUGGAAUUGGAGCGUGCUGGUUGCCGUACAUCUGCAUGUCGCCAUUAUAAUGUUUCCAGAUACGUUUAUUUGACCUGAUUUUCCACAGUCUGGCUAAUGUCUUUAACCCUUAAAGUUUAAUGUUUGUUAGCGACAUAUUUAGUUUUGCUGAUGGGAAAUAAAACCGCAAUGAAAAGGCACAGGCUGCGGCAGAUAGUACUCUGCCGCACUGAAAGGGGGCGUACGUGAAACUGGACUUUCCGUCAAAAGUGGACGCGAUUAACAACACCGGAGCUAAAAGGUUUGCUUCAAACUACGGGACAGAAGAUAACUCGCGCUUUUCAAACGGACUGGUACACCCGAAAAGACUGGCUAUGUGGCUGUCCUUCGAAAAAAUCGGCUUUGCUGCUUUCCCUGCCUUUUUUUCUCAACUUGUGCGAAUGUCUGGACUAACACGAGAUAUUGUGACAUUAAAAAACUACCACGAAGCCUCAGCAAACACGAGAGCUCGACCACUCACAUUCAAAGCCUGAUUGCUUUAAGAACUUUUGGAAGCUCAAGGAUCGAUUUGGCUUUGACGAACAGCGGAAGCUCAACGGUAGCAUCGUGAACGCUAAGGUUUAAGACGAUAUCUUGGUGCUGAGCGGCAGGAGCCAGAAUCUUCUGGCGUUAAAGAGCAUGUUGAGCUCCCCCAAAUCAAAGAGGAGGAGGAGGAGCCGGAGCCCUGUCAACAGAAGCAAUUUCCAAUUAAAAAGGAGGAGGAAUGGCUGCCAUGCGUUAAAAAAGAGGAAGAGGAGGAGCAUAUCACUCGGUCAAAUGGUGAGCCCUUGAACAGUGAAGAUGGUCCGAGUGAGGCUGGCAGAGGGGCGGAGCCUCCAAGCGGCUGCAGCAGCAGCAGCAGCUCAACAGAAGGAUUGCAGGCAGGCAUUUUCAUCGCUCCAUUAGACAGAAGUGGCACCACAUCACACUCACCUUAUAAUGAUGAUGGUCAUAAGAAAUCUCACAGUGACAACAAACUCUGCAAAUGCUCUCAGUGUGGGAAAACAUUUGCUACCAAGCAAACUUGUCAUGCGCAUAUGGGGAGGCACACUGGCAAGAAACCUUUUUCCUGCUCAGUUUGUGGUCAAAGAUUCAGUCACAAGAGCGCCAUAAAAAAACACACAAUAACCCACACUGGCGAAAAACCUUUUUCCUGCUCAGUUUGUGGUCAAAGAUUCGCUCAGAAGCAAUGUUUGAAAGUCCACAUCAGAACCCACACUGGCGAAAAACCUUUUCCCUGCUCAGUUUGUGGUCAAAGAUUCGCUCAAAGGCAAUACUUGAAAGAACACACAAGAACUCACACUGGCGAAAAACCUUUUUCCUGCUCAUUUUGUGAUCAAAGAUUCAGUCACAAGAGCACCUUAAAAAGACACACAAGAACCCACACUGGCGAAAAACCUUUUUCCUGCUCAGUUUGUGGUCAAGUAUUCUCUCAAAACCACCACUUACAAAGUCACGAAAGAACCCACACUGGCGAAAAACCUUUUUCCUGCUCAGUUUGUGGUCAAAGAUUCGCUCAGAAGCAAUGUUUGAAAGUCCACAUCAGAACCCACACUGGCGAAAAACCUUUUUCCUGCUCAGUUUGUGGUCAAGGAUUCUCUCUAAAGCAAAACUUACAAAGUCACGAACGAACCCACACUGGCGAAAAACCUUUUUCCUGCUCAGUUUGUGAUCAAAGAUUCAGUCACAAGAGCACCUUAAAAAGACACACAAGAACCCACACUGGCGAAAAACCUUUUUCCUGCUCAGUUUGUGGUCAAAAAUUCAGUCACAAGAGCGCCUUAAAAAAACACACAAGAACCCACACUGGCGAAAAACCGUUUUCCUGCUCAGUUUGUGGUCAAAUAUUCGCUCAAAAGCAAUACUUGAAAGAACACACAAGAACUCACACUGGCGAAAAACCUUUUUCCUGCUCAUUUGUGAUCAAAGAUUCAGUCACAAGAGCGCCAUAAAAAAACACACAAGAACCCACACUGGCGAAAAACCUUUUUUCCUGCUCAGUUUGUGGUCAAAGAUUCGCUCAAAGGCAAUACUUGAAAGAACACACAAGAACUCACACUGGCGAAAAACCUUUUUCCUGCUCAUUUUGUGAGCAAAGAUUCAGUCACAAGAGCACCUUAAAAAGACACACAAGAACCCACACUGGCGAAAAACCUUUUUCCUGCUCGGUUUGUGGUCAAAGAUUCAGUCACAAGAGCACCUUAAAAAGACACAAGAACUCACACUGGCGAAAAACCUUUUUCCUGCUCAGUUUGUGGUCAAAGAUUCGCUCAAGGCAAUACUUGAAAGAACACACAGGUGUGUGUUACUGUAAGAAGCAGUGGCCAAUGACUGUUUACCCUGUCAACCAUGCUGGCUUCAUCAGAUUUUGCACGCAGGUUAGGAUUGGAGAUUACGUUCAUAUUUGUGGUACAGUUUAUUUUUGUGAUUGCGUUUUUGUUUGGAAUGGCCUUUGCCAUUUUGUGUUUUACCUUUUUUGGCCAUCAACGUCUUUCCCUUGGUUAUCUUGCUGACUGGCAUCAUUAAUAUCAUAAUCUUCCAUUCAAACUACACUUUUCACAUUUAAUAUUUGAAACCGCA